AUGGAUUUGGUAGCGCUUUUGCCGGGAAGCUUUCGAAAUGCGCGUUUGGGGGAAUCCGGAGACGCAGGCGAGGCAGGUGGGGAGAUGAUUGAUCGAGGGUUUUGUUUUGUUUCGUUUUUUACUGACUUUAGAAAAUUAUACAGACAGCAAAACGAAGAAGCCUAAAUUCACAUUGCCUUCUACCGAUAAGAAAUAAUAAUUAUUGUCCCUGUCUAUCUUCUCUUUUGAGAUUCUUCCACCUUCUAAAAGGGACUGGAAGGUGCUUAAAGGAUACUUGCAAAACCAUAUUGAGAAAUCAGAAUAAACAAGUUCCGUUUUAAAUACUGGAAUACUAAAUAAGAUGGAUAACAAGGUGUAAUAGAAAAAGAAGCAUGAAAUUAGGUUAAAGGUGUGUGAAAGAAAGUAAUAGAAGUGGAAAGAAAUUGCAAUUGAGUAGAUUGGAAGUCUAACACAAAGGUGGGGUGAGGGGUGGUGGAUGGUGAUGGGAAAAGGAAUGAUCUGUGGGAUUGAGUGUAGGUAUGUUUGAACAUUUUUAAGGAUUGUAUGAAAUGUAUGUUUGUAUGUUUGCAAUAUGUGUGUAUUAAUGCUGAAUUAUUUUAACAAUAAAAACUUUUCAAAAUUUUUUAAAAACAUUAUUAUUACCAUAAUGAAAAUACUAAAAAUACAUUUACUUCGCCUUUUGAACUUCUAUUCUGGUUACAAUAUAUUACUAUCCUCUAAGAAUCUAUUAUAUCCUUUGCUGUCCCAUAUAUUAUUUUAUUUCCCAAAUUCAGCCUAACCCUCCCCUCCUCCCCACUGCUUCCUGUGUGAGAUCUUCCCAUCAUAUUUUUUUUCUAGUUGCUUUAACAAAAUAGAAUAACUUGAAAACUGUUAGAUUAUAAUUACUUCUUUUGUCCUUACAGGCUUAACAAUUGCCUAUUAAGAGUUCUGCUUUAACACCAUAUUUCUUCAUGUAUUCCCCUCUGCAUUCCCAUUCUGUAUAGAAUUUUUGAUUGGAGCAGCCCAGGGGUAUUUUAUUUUAUUUUUAUUUUUAUUGCAUUCAUAUUCCUCCUCCUUCCUCCAAGGACUUCAAGGGGCAUGCAUGCUUCUCCCCCUUCUCCUUUUACUAAUCACAACAGCCCUGUGAGGUAGGGUAGGCCAGCGAGGCCCAAAGACACACCCAGUGAGCUUCAGGAUGGCUGAGUGGGGAUUUGAACCCUGGUAUCUCAGGUCCUAGUCUGACAGGCUAACCACUAUGCCACACUGCUGCUGCCUAGAGGGGUGUAACAGACCUUGCUGGGAGUGGUCAACAUUCUUCUGUCUUCCAAAUUACAUGUGAUUUUUAGCGUUUUGGUGUCCAGCUUUAGCUUAUUGCUUCUAUUUUAUUUUUUUCCUUAAUUUUUAAUUAACAAUUUCAACAUACAGUGGUGCCUCGCAAGACGAAAAGAAUCCGUUCUGUGAGUCUCUUCGUCUAGCGGUUUUUCUGUCUUGCGAAGCAAGCCCAUUGACGGAUUAGCGGAUUAGCGCUAUUAGCGGCUUUAGCGGCUUUAGCCGCUUAUCUGCUUAUCCGAUAAGCUGAUAAGCGGCUUAACGGCUUAGAAAAAGGGGGGGGAAGGGAAAAAAAACCGCAGGAACUCGCAAGACAUUUUCGUCUUGCGAAGCAAGCCCAUAGGAGCUUCGUUUUGCGAAGCACCUCCAAAACGGAAAACUCUUUUGUCUAGCGAGUUUUCCGUCUUGCGAGGCAUUCGUCUUGCGGGGCACCACUGUAAUAUAUCAAAACAUAUCAUAUUCAUUAUUUUCCCCCUUUUUCCCCAACCCAUCAAACCCACCCUCCCCCCGCUGAGACUUCCCUCUGUUCCUCUCUGAUUUCUCAACCCAUGUCGCUCUCUGCAUAUUAUAAAAUUAUUUCCAUCCUUAUAUUAUCUAUUUACCAUGUUACCAAUCAUUAAAUUUGUGUAUGUUUAUUCAAAACCUGCCAAGGAGUCUAAUUCAUUUUGUUGUCUUUUUAAAUACCGUAUUUUGCGCCCCAUAGGAGGCACCGGCCCAUAGGACGCACCUAGUUUUUUGGGGGGGAAAUAAAGAAAAAAAAUUAUUUCCCCCCCAGGUGCGGGGCUGGAAGAACCAGGUCGGGGAACAGCGGGAAGGCGCGCUCCGCCUCCCCGCUGUCCCCCGAGCUUGUGGGGCUGGCGAUGGGGAGAAGUGCGCUGAGCCCGGGACUGCAGGCAGCUCUGCGCGGCCAUCGGGAGCCGGGCGGGACUUCGCGCCCCGCUCCCGAUGGCCGCGCAGAGCUGCGCUGAGCCCGGGACUGCAGGCAGCUCUGCGCAACCCUCGGAGCCGGUCUCCCGAGGGUUGCGCAGAGCUUCCUGAAGCCUGGAGAGCGAGAGGGGUCGGUGCACCGCCCCCGCGUGCUCUCCAGGCUUCAGCGAAGCCUGCAUUCGCCCUAUAGGACGCACACACAUUUCCCCUUCAUUUUUGGAGGGAAUAAGUGCGUCCUAUAGGGCGAAAAAUACGGUACUUUGUAAAAGGUUCCCAUUCUUCUUUGAAGUCACAGUUGUCCUUAUCUCAUAGUUUGUAUGUCAGUUUAGCCAAUUCUGCGUAGUUCAUCAAUUUCUCUCGCCACUGUUCCUUUGUCGGGGUUUCUUCGUUCCAUCUUUGUGCUAUCAAGACUCUUGCCGCUGUUGUAGCAUACAUGAAUAAAUAGCUCAUUGCUUCUAGAGCUGCUACUGGCUCCCUGGAAAUAUCCAGAUGCCAAGCCUUAAAAUCAUAAGGCAUCAUUAGGGUCGUCUAGUCCAACGUGCUGCAAUGCAGGAAUCUUGACAUGGUUUUUGAAGGUGGUAGGCACCCCAAACCCUCUGCAGUUUACUUGGUAUGGGUCUUUUAAAAAUAAAAUAAAAUCAUAAUUUCAUUUUAUAAAGAAUUUCUGGGUUGAUGGAUAGGAAACUGCCUUAUGGGACUAUUGGUCAGUCUACCUCUAUAUCGUCCACACUGGUUGGCAGCAGUUCCCCAGGGAUUUCAGGCAGGGUAUUUGUGUGUGUGCAUUGCCAGUCCUCCUUGGACAUGCCAGGGAUUAAACCUAGGACCUUCUGAGUCCUUUCCCACCUAUUUCUGCUCAGAGUGUUGACCUGAAACUUUCCAGGAUGCCUUGUUGUUGUUUAGUCAUUUAGUCGUGUCCGUCUCGUUGUGACCCCAUGGACCAGAGCACGCCAGGCACUCCUGUCUUCCACUGCCUCCCGCAGUUUGGUCAAACUCAUGCUGGUAGCUUCGAGAACACUGUCCCACCAUUUCGUCCUCUGCCGUCCCCUUCUCCUUGUGUCCUCCAUCUUUCCCAACAUCAGGGUCUUUUCCAGGGAGUCUUCUCUUCUCAUGAGGUGGCCAAAGUCUUGGAGCCUCAGCUUCAGGAUCUGUCCUUCCAGUGAGCACUCAGGGCUGAUUUCCUUCAGAAUGGAGAGGUUUGAUCUUCUUGCAGUCCAUGGGACUCUCAAGAGUCUCCUCCAGCACCAGAAUUCAAAAGCAUCAAUUCUUCAGUGAUCAGCCUUCUUUAUGGUCCAGCUCUCACUUCCAUACAUCACUACUGGGAAAACCAUGGCUUUAACUAUACGGACCUUUGUUGGCAAGGUGAUGUCUCUGCUUUUUAAGAUGCUGUCUAGGCUUGUCAUUGCUUUUCUCCCAAGAAGCAGGCGUCUUUUAAUUUCGUGGCUGCUGUCACCAUCUGCAGUGAUUAUGGAACCCAAGAAAGUAAAAUUUCUCACUGCGUCCGUUUCUUCCCCAUCUUGCCAUCUCAUUUUUGACCACAUCCAGCUUACCAAGGUUCGUGGUUCUUCCAGGAUGCCUUACUGCGUGUAAUAACAUGUCUGGCUGUGCUCCUAGCAGGAAGAGCAUGCAGCCUGGUCUCUGUUUCUGGAGCAAAGGUGAAACUUUUCGUUCUUAUUCCUAUAAAAAUGUCUUUAACUGCUUACCUAAAGAAAGAAAGCAGUGAAAGCUCCAGGCAUGCUUGCUCAUGCUGUUGGGCAGUGCUUUUUUCCCUUAAAAAAAAAUGUUUAGGUGUACCCUGCUUUUCCAACUCAUAUUGAAAUACUGCCCCUCAAUGAGGCCAAACCUAGAAUCACAAAAUGUUUAGGGGUGUGCGUACCCCCAGGAAAAAAAGCACUGAUGUUAGGUAUGUUGGCUAGCAAAAUGAAACCUCCAUGUUCUUGGGCAGUCUAUCUUGGAAUGCCAGAUGCUGCAACAGGAGGGAAUGGGGGAAGCUAUUGCUUUCAUGCUCUGUGAAAUAUACUCAGAGUCGCAAAGUGAUUUCAUGCUCUACAGAGAAAAAUGUCUUGUCUUGUUUCUUACUCUGUAUUGUCUACACUGAGUCCAAAGUUUGAAAAGAGUUUCUUCCACCUCUCCUCUCCUGGGAGAUGCUGGGGCGUGAACCAAGGACUGCCUGAAUGCAGGGCAGUUGCUCUGUGGUGGCCAAACUUGGCCCUCCAGCUGUUUUGGGACUACAAUUCCCAUCAUCCCUAACCACUGGUCUUGUUAGCUAGGGAUGAUGGGAGUUUUAGUCCCAAAACAGCUGGAGGGCCAAGUUUGGCCACCACUGCAGUCUAUGCUGAACUAUAGUAAAGGUAAAGGGGCCCCUGACCAUUAGGUCCAGUCGUGGCCGACUCUGGGGUUGCGGCGCUCAUCUCGCUUUAUUGGCCAAGGGAGCCGGUGUACAGCUUCCGGGUCAUGUGGCCAGCAGGACUAAGCUGCUUCUGGCAAACCAGAGCAGCGCACGGAAACACCAUUUACCUUCCUGCCGGAGCGGUACCUAUUUAUCUAUUUGCACUUUGAGGUGCUUUCGAACUGCUAGGUUGGCAGGAGCAGGGAGCUCACCCCGUUGCGGGGAUUCGAACCGCCGAUCUUCUGAUUGGCAAGUCCUAGGCUCUGUGGUUUAGACCACAGUGCCAUCCGAUGCUGAACCCUUCCCUAUAUUGGGGGAUGGAGAGAGCCUGUGAUUGACCACUGUGGGAAAAUCACAUGCUGGAUCCCAUGAGCCUCAAAGUCUCAUCCUGAAGGGCUACUUCUAUGGUUUUUUUCCAAGGGCUGCCUUUGCUGGAAUAUACCCCAAACAAUUGGCUAUCUUGGUCUAUUGUGGAGCCAGAUAGAAUAAUCUUUGGAAAACAAUAGCUUUCAACAGGGCAGCAGUGCUAUUGAAGUGCUAUUAAUUACCUUUAUGGGACACCCCCCGCCCUUUCUCCCAAGGCUCGUUGAGCAACAGGGAAUGUGAAUUUUCCCCUUUCCCCUUAAUUUUGGACAAAGGACCCAGCUGGAGAAAAUGUCUCCCUCUUCACUUUCCCCCUAAAGUUUUCCCGUUAGCAGCAGCAGUUUAUGGUCUGGUUCCCCACCAUCACCACCCAAUGUCUGCGUAUUUUUCUAGGUGGCAUCCUGUCUGCAGACCAGAUGGUUUCUUUGACUUAUUAGUAAUUUGCUGCAAAAGACUCUCUAAGCCACUUACAAAAAAUUAACAGCCGAAGGCACAGCAUAAAAGAAAAGAGAAUACAUUGCAACGUGAAAUCAUUAACAGGGUGUGUCAUUUUAGGGGGCGAAACUUACUUUUUGCAAAUUUAUUCAGCGGGAGGGGGGGCUUAAAAUUUGUUUUUGGGUGUGAGAAAUUCAAAUCCGCUAUUAUUUUUGUGAUGCGACAUUUAGCUUGCUACGUCUAGGCUGGAUGAAGAAGCACAUAAACUGCUUUCGGAAAACAAAGGCAUUUUGAUUUUGCCUUUUGAAAAUGUCAUGCAGUGCUAAAUAAUAAUAAUAUACAAGAUAACUGCAAGUACUUGGCAAUCAUUUUUUAUUUCUAUGCGUUUUUUUGCAUACAUUUUACUUGCCAAGCAAAACUAAAUUAUAUUGAUUUAAUAAAAAACCAAACACCUUUUGAAUUCCCCAGUCAUGUUACAACUUCAUAAAGGUAAAGGGACCCCUGACCAUUAGGUCCAGUUGUGACUGACUCUGGGGUUGUGGCGCUCAUCUCGCUUUAUUGGCCGAGGGAGCCGGCGUCCAGCUUCCGAGUCAUGUGGCCAGCAUGACUAAGCCGCUUCUGGCGAACCAGAGCAGUGCACGGAAACGCCGUUUACCUUCCCGCUGGAGUGGUACCUAUUUAUCUACUUGCACUUUGACGUGCUUUCGAACUGCUAGGUUGGCAGGAGCAGGGACCGAGCAAAGGGAUUUGAACCGCCAACCUUCUGAUCAGCAAGCCCUAGGCUCUGUGGUUACAACUUCUUAGCAGCCCUCAUUUUUCGUAAUUUGAAAGCUGGAAAAUUCAACACGCCCAGCUCCGUCAGUAAAAGCGUGAGACUCUUAAUGUCAGCGUUGUGUGGGUUUGAGUUCCACGUAGAACAAAAAGAUUCCUCCAUUUCAGGGGUGUUGUACUAGAUGGGUUCCUUCCAGCUCUAAAACUCUGAUUACAGUGACCCACAUACAGACCUAGCAAAACUUUAGCAUCAGGAAACGGCAACAAACCACAAGAUACGUGGAAUCAUAGAACUGCAGGAUAAUAAACUGUUUCUAUAUGCAAUAACGGCAGCAAGAGUACUAUUGGCACAGAAAUGGAAAGAAGAAUUACUGACGAAAGAACAACAGCAGACAAAAUUAAUGGACUAUGCAGAAUUAGACAAGAUGACAGGAAGGAUUCGAAACCUGCGGGACCAGAGAUUCUCAGAGGACUGGAGUAAAUAUGUGAGCUAUAUCUGAAAAGCAAUUGUAAUCAACAGAUUACGCUAGUAGGAUUGCAAGAAGUUUUGUAAGGAGGACUAUGUGAAAUAUUGCAGAGAAAAGUAUGAAGAGAACUGUUAGUGAAGGACUAUUAAAAGUAAUAGUGAAAUUAAGGAAAUGCAGAUUAAGUGAUUGAUGAUAAUGGUAAUAAUAAUAAUAAUAAUAAUAAUAAUAAAGUUUGAAAAAUCUUCAGAUGUGGUUGAUGGAAGUCCAAAACAUUGAAUAAGAUGGGAAAAUACAUUGUAAUAUUUUUUUUGGAAAUUUCAUGUAAAAAUUAAUAAAAAUAUUUUUUAAAAAAAUCAUAGAACGGCAGAUCUGGAAGGGACCCUUGGGUCAUCUAGUCCAACCCUCUGCAAUGCAUAUAUCACUGUCCUUGUCUCUCCCUUGCAGGACACCCUCUGAAGAUGCUGCUUCUUGAUCGCUGGGCCUUCUGCCUCUCGCUUCUCCUGCUCCUGGUUGUGCCCUCCUCUGGGUUUUUCGGCUGGCUCACUCGAAGUGGAACCCCAGAAAAAGCCCCUGUGCCCCCAGCACCCCCUCCGGACCCAGCUCACCUGUCCCAUGUGCCUUUUGAGAUGACCACGGCAGAUGAGAGGUUCUUAGCUGAGGCCCGGCGGCUGGAUCUCUCGCCCCUGGACUCCUGCCACCAUAAGGUCCGCCUGCAGUUUAUAAACAUCAGGGUGGUCUUCUCCCUGCAGUACGGGCCAUUUGUGUGCCAUAGUGGAGGUUUGCCCCGGAGUUUUCUGCUCUGCAUUCUACAACGGAUCGUAGAAUUGUAGAGUCGGAAGGGGACCCUGAGGAUCAUCUAGUCCAACCCCCGCAAUGCAGGAACACGCAGCUGCUCCAGGGGAUCGAACCUGCGACCUUUGCAUUAUCGGCACCACGCUCCAAACAACUGAGCCAUCCAGGCCCCAAUAAUAAUACAGUGGAUGCCCGGGUUGCGAACGUGAUCCGUGCGGGAUGCACGUUUGCAACCGACAGCGUUCGCAACCCGUGUCUGCGCAUGCGCAGGUUGUUAUUCGGCGCUUCUGCGCAUGCGCAGGUUGUUAUUCGGCGCUUCUGCGCAUGCGCAGGUUGUUAUUCAGCGCUUCUGCGCAUGCGCAGGUUGUUAUUUGGCACUUCUGCGCAUGCGCAGGUUGUUAUUCGGCGCUUCUGCGCAUGCGCGACCGCCGAAACCCGGAAGUAACCCAUUCCCGUACUUCUGCGUUUCAGCAGUCCACAACCCGAAAAAACGCAACCUGAAGCAUCUGUAACCCGAGGUAUGACUGUAAUUAUUAUUAUUAUUAUUAUUAUUAUUAUUAUUAUUAUUAUACCCCGCCCAUCUGGCUGGGUUUCCCCAGCCACUCUGGGCAGCAUCCAACAGGAUAUUAAAAACACAAUAAAAGGUCAAACAUUAAAAACUUCCCUGAACAGGGCUGCCUUCAGAUGUCUUCUAAAACUUAGAUAGUUGUUUAUUUCCUUGACAUCUGAUGGGAAAGCGUUCCACCAGGAGGGCGCCACCACCAAAAAGGCCCUCUGCCUGGUUCUCUGUAGCCUCACUUCUCGCAGUGAGGGAACCGCCAGAAGGCCCUCGGAGCUGGACCUCAGUGUCUGGGCUGGACAUGUGGGUCGAGACGCUCCUCCAGGUACAAUUCCAAAGAAUUACAGAAGCUUCCUUUUUCUAUAGUAGUGCUCACGAAGCAUGUGCAGACCUAGAAUAAAAUCAGAUUAUUGCAUUGCCUCUAAAUGUCCAUUGUGGAAUAAUAAUAAUAAUAAUAAUAAUAAUAAUAAUUUAUUACUUAUACCAAACCCAUCUGGCGGGGUUUCCCCAGCCACUCUGGGUGGCUGGGUUGUCUCAGAUUACAAACACCAACUUUAUAUUCCCUUUUGCACUAAAGUACUGUAGCAAAACAGGAGAUACCCCCCCCCCCCCUUUCGGCCUGGUUAUUUCCCUUCUCUCUCUUACCUUCAUUGCUAGGUGGUUGCACAGCUUCGGUCGUCUUGCACGGACCUGACAGAAGAGGACCUGGCCAAGCUGAGUGUCUCCCUGUUCAACUGCCAGGCCAGCGUCGAAGGACGUGGGACUUACCUGUGCACUGCCGACAUGGUACCUAAUCCGGUUUGGGAACCUACCUAGAAUCUUACUGUAAUAAAUGGAAAUCUGCCCUUAUUCCCUUAUGGGGGACACAAGAGCCCUUAUAGAGUCCUUUGCAGGUUUUCUAUCGGUCGGAGAAAAUAACAGAGGCCAACCAGAGAAUACUGAGAAGCAAAGCAGCUAAGAAGCCUGAUCUUUAUUAACUGUUGCAACAGGGUGAUCCCUUCACACGCAGGAAAGGAGGAGGACCCAGAGCCCAGGUGUGCCCGCCCUUAUAUAGACAUUUUAAAUUGCCCGCCCUGGAGUUCAAGACCACCCCCAGACACAUCAUACCUCCAUCACAGAAAAGGCGGUCUACAACAGAAAUCUGAGUGCAUUGUUUAUCUCCUGUCUGGCAGGUUACCUGUUAAUGGUCACUUGAUUGGAUACCCUGGGGAGCCUGUCCAGUCUUUUGUAGUGACAAAUACUUAGUUCCUGAGCCAGGUCACAGGCUCACCCUAUUCAUGCACAGACCCUUAAGACAGGUUUUGUGAAUUAAAAGACAAUGGGGAGGCUUUUCCAUUUUCCUUUGACCUUGCAGAGAAAACAUUUGGUCAGUUUGAGAGCCAAAAUGGCUCCAGGGCUGCCCUCCUGUGCUGCCUCAGACAUGUGGCCCAUACAUUUAUGUACGUGUUUGCCUGGCACACCCAUGAACAUUUAUUUUAUAUAUAAGCCUUAAUUUUUUUAUUUCAUUACGAAGCAGCACCUGCCUACAAAAACAGCUGCUGGAGGCGUGGGCAGCAGCCGUACCUCCUUUCCCAGAGCUAUGAUGGCUGCAUUUCCUUGUUUUAAUGACCUGGUUCAGACAGCAAGGGUGAGGCUGAUGCCCCGUUACGUAAAUAAAAUUAAAAUUAACCGAUCUAAACAGAGUUGCAUGAAUUCUGGGGUCUCGGAUGAGCUGUAGGGUUCCCGCAAUGAUUCAUUCAAUCGCGAUCUGCCGGUCCCUUUCUGUUCUCCCAACAGACUCUAGCAGAAUGCACGGCGGGGAUGGAUCCAGACACCUGGAACGCCUACCACAUCGUGAGCAACCGAGCCCGGGCUGUCUGCUACGCCACCCGUCAGAUGCAGUUCAAGCGCCGAGCAGAGCACACCGUCAACGCCUUGGUCUCCACUGCCGUCAGCCAGCUGGAAGCGAUGAAAAUGCUUAAGGCUUGUACUGCUUGGGAUUUGAUAUAUAUAAAAAUUAGGAUCUUCCUUGGGGGGCUGGAGGACUAUCUGUGGCUUAGGACCCUUGUAUCUAUGGGACUGCCUCUCCUGGUCUGCUCUGCAGAGGACCUUAAGGCCCAUGAAUAAUCAUAGUUUAGAGGUCCCGGGCCCUAAGGACGUCAGACUAUCCUCCACCAGGGCCAGGGCCUUCUCAGUGAUGGCUCCGACCUGGUGCAAUGCUCUGUCCCAUGAGACCAGGGCCCUUCAGGAUUUAACCUCCUUCCGUUGGCCUGUAAGACAGAGCUAUUCCGCCUGGCCUUUAAUUUGAAUUCCGCCUGAUCUUUUAUUUCCCUUCUCUUCCCUCCCCUUUUAUGAAGAUCACCCGCUCUGAGACCCCACAGCUAAUUCUCCCCUGGUCUCCUCGCUGGCCCAAGUAGGACCAAUUCAGCCAGCUAGCCCUGGGGAUUAUCUAAUGCUUAUUUCCCCUAAAUUGAUUUUUGAAUUUUAUUGUUAUUCGUGUUUUUAUACUAUAUUUUAUGCUGCUUUUACAAUUAAGUGUUUUAACCCUGGAGAGCUGCUGCCGGUCCAUGCAGACAAUAUUGAGACAGGUGGAGCAAUUUAUGGAUUCUGUCGUUGGGUAGCUUUAUCUAUUCUUCCGUUCAGCUGCCUCGCUUCUUCUGACGCUCCUUAUUCUCCGACUUCCCUCCCCUGCAGAGCGGGCAGGAGGAGCUGAAGGAGCUGACGUCGGAAUCGCUGCAGAAAGUGGCCACCAGCCAGGAGGCGAUCCUGGCCCAGCAGGAGAAGUUGCAAGGCAGCCAGGUGCAGAUGGAGGAGUCCAUCCACGACAACCUGGACCAACUGGUUCGGGAGAAGGCUCUGAUUGCCAGCGGGCAGCAGCAGGUGGCAGAACUGAUCGAGGGCAUCACAAAGAGGAUGGGUAAUGAUAAUAAGAAUAAUUUAUUAUUUAUACCCCGCCCAUCUGGCUGGGUUUCCCCAGCCACUCUGGGCGGCUUCCAACAGAAUAUUAAAAACAAUACAGCGUCAGACAUUAAAAACUUCCCUAAACAGGGCCGCCUUCAGUUGUCUUCUAAAGGUCUGGUAGUUGUUCUUCUCUUUGACAUCUGGUGGGAGGGAGUUCCACAGGGCGGGUGCCACCACCGAGAAGGCCCUCUGCCUGGUUCCCUGUAACUUAGCUUCUCACAGUGAGGGAACCUCCAGAAGGCCCUCGGUGCUGGACCUCAGUGUCCGGGCAGAACGAUGGGGGUGGAGACGCUCCUUCAGGUAUACUGGACUGAGGCCGUUUAGGGCUUUAAAGGUCAGCACCAACACUUUGAAUUGUGCUCAGAAAGGUACUGGGAGCCAAUGUAGGUCUUUCAAGACUGGUGUUAUGUGGUCUCGGCAGCUGCUCCCACUCACCAGUCUAGCUGCCGCAUUCUGGAUUAAUUGCAGAAGGAUGUCAAUGAAAUAGGGUUGCCAUAUUUCAAGGAGUAAAAAAUCCGGACACAAAAGUUGUUGAGCUUUUUCUGCCAAUUUUUCUGAAAUUCCCUCCAUGUGCUGUUUUCGCAGUUUAAAUCCCGGACAUUUCCGGAUGUAUGGCAACUCUGUCCUGAAGGGAGAAUAAACAGCCUAAGGCCAAUGGAGGCUGGAAAGCAGGGCUGUGGGCAGAGGCAGACCUCUGCUUCUAAGUCUGUUUCAUAUUUUCUAAGAUGCUGAGCCUGUCCUGGACAGUGCAAGACAUUGCAUGGAUAUUUUGGAUGCAUCAUUUGAUGUUUCUGUUUUACUCUGAAGAGUUCUGCAAGUAAAAUUUUGAAUAAUAUUUUUUAUGGGCCUGCACAACGAUUUCUUCCAAAAGGAGUCAGUUCUUAGGCUUCCAGUCACUUCAGACUGAGCAGUAUUACUAACUGCGAUAUCAGUGGGCCCCAAAAAACUCUGCAAAGCCUUGUGUCCUCCAAGGCUUGCUCCCAUUGUCUCUGGGGGUGCAGGGUUAGAGUGCCAAAUCCUGCCUUGGGAGUUCAUGUUUUGACCCUAUAGAAAGGACCUUUCUGGCUUUGGGGGGGGGGGGGUCAAUCUCCAGACCUUACUUACCCAUCACUGAAAUAAAUGGGGCAUGUUUGGCUUUCAGAGGUUCUCAACUUGUGGGUCCCCAGAUGUUGUUGAACUACAACUCCCAUCACCCCCUAGCUAGCAAGGCCAGAGCUCAGGGAUGAUGGGAGUUGUAGUCCAACAAAAUAAAUUAUUUCAUCUCCUUGAAUGCACAUGUCUUGAGGCAAUGUAAGAAAUGCAAUGAAAAUGGCUACAGAAAAGAUGAAAACACAGAAAAUAAGAGCAACUAACUUUAAAAGCUGUACACACAGCAGAGACCCUGGGAAGACUUGGCAGAACAGAGAUGUCUUCAAUUUCUGCAGAGCUGGAAGAGACACAAAGGGCCAUCUAGACCCCUGAUAGGGUUUCAGGGAAGGGCAGAUAGGGGGUGCUCGUCAUAUUGCGACAUAAACUGCGGUUUGUUGGGUAUCGCAGCAGAAAUUCCAAAAAGCAAGGGCUGCCCGUGUUCCUCUCUGUUAUGUACUGAAGUUCUCACCCUGGACCAGCAGGGGGAUACUGUAGGUAGUUUUUACUCAGGUCCACAUAUGCAAAUAAGGAAUUGAAAGGGACUUUCAGUGAUUGGAUAGUUACAGAAAGUUUUUACUGUUGCUUUGUAGUUGAGCUCUAUAUAAGCAGGUUGGCUGAACCCUUCAGUUCAGUUCUGUUCUGGCCUGUGAAUAAACAAGAGCUGUCUGAAGAAUCGCUGUGUCGUCUGAUAUGUUCACCCACAACCUAACACUCUCCUUGCAGAAAACGUCAGCCGUCACCUAGAUCAGCAGGACCUGGAGCUGCAAGAAGGUCACAGGGCCAUCCUUGAGGACCUGUCCCAGGUGCAAAGGCGAGCUCAAGAAGUCUACUACAAGACAGGUUGGUGGUGGGAGGUGGCGUUCAAACCCUUCUGGCCACGGAGCCAAGACUGCCUCUCCGCUUGCGCUCUGAACUCGGUCGUUUCUCUUCCCCCUCCGCCCUCCAUCCCAGAAACCAACCUGGGCUUGUUCGCGGCCUACCAGAACCAGACGGCCUUGUAUUACGAGGAGCUGAUGCAGAAGCUGCAGAAGAUGAACCAGAGUCUGGGAGUGUUGCUGAACGCCAUGGACCGGAUGCAAGCGAGUGUGGACGGGCAGCUGCAACACAUUCGGAGGUUCAUCAGCUGGGCAGGUAAGACGAUUUUGGGAGGGCAGAGGCAGGAGGCUGAAUCGAGCAAAGUUGAUUCAACGCCUUCCGAUUGUGCAAGGAAACUCCCCUCUCUUUUCUCCGCCCCAAAUCUGAUCUCGGCAGAACUCCAAAGAAGAUUUGGGGCUUGCGGGAGAAAAGGGGUCAGGUUCUCAUUUUGAUUUCCGUUUCAUCACUUCCCUGGCAGCCUCUGAUCUCCACAGGCAGGUCAAAGCUUCAAAUGUUGUCCAGGGUUGUAAAGACUGCGGAGAGAAUAAUUGGGUGCACUCUUCCCACCUUGGAUCAAAUCUAUGCUUCCAGGUGUCAUAAGAAAGCUGCAGAGAUAGGGCAGGAUAGUGCGCACCUCGGAAAUGACCUCUUUCAGCUUCUGCCUUCUGGAAGAAGGUACAGGGUUAUAAAGACUAGGAUUAGCCGCCUGAGAAACAGUUUCUACCCAAAUGCGAUUUUAGAUUUAAACACAGUGUAAAGUAGUCUCUAGGGAUACGGGUGGCGCUGUGGGUUAAACCACAGAGCCUAGGACUUGCUGAUCAGAAGGUCGGCGGUUUGAUUCCCCGUGACCGGGUGAGCUCCCAUUGCUUGGUCCCUGCUCCUGCCAACCUAGCAGUUCGAAAGCACAUCAAAGUGCAAGUAGGUAAAUAGGUACCGCUCUGGCGGGAAGGUAAACGGCAUUUCCGUGCGCUGCUCUGGUUUGCCAGAAGCGGCUUAGUCAUGCUGGCCACAUGACCUGGAAGCUGUACGCCGGCUCCCUCGGCCAGUAAAGCGAGAUGAGCGCCGCAACCCCAGAGUCGGCAGCGACUGGACCUAACGGUCAGGGGUCCCUUUACCUUUAAGGUAGUCUCUGUGGGAGUAUAUUGUAUUUAAUGAUAGGGUAUCAGAGUUUUUAGGGGGCUAACCAGGCUGGGAUAGCUGGGAUAGCAGGCUUGUUGGUUUUUGAAUGUCUGAUGUAGAUUUUUUCAAUUUCGUUGUUCUGUAUGGGACUAUGACAAUAAAGACUAUUGUAUCAGUAAGGUAAAGGAACCCCUGACCAUUAGGUCCAGUCGUGGCUGACCUAUUUAUCUACUUGCACUUUGACAUGCUUUUGAACUGCUAGGUUGGCAGGAGCUGGGACCGAGCAACGGGAGCUCACCUCGUCGUGGGGAUUCGAACCGCCGACGUUCUGAUCGGCAAGCCCUAGGCUCUAUGGUUUAACCCACAGCGCCAUUGCAAAAUGCAAAGCUUUAAACAAUGCAGAAUCACAACAGCUUAGCAAAUAAGCGAAAUACGGGAAUUAGAGCAUUUUGUGCCCACCUCUGUCUCGCAGGGUUCAGCCUCAGCUCCAUCUAUACCUGUGUCCUGCACGGCAGCUAUUUCCUCCUGGCAGCCCUCAUCAUGACCUUCCUGCAGAUUCCUGGGCUCCCGCGUGCCACGCUGCUAGUUCUCGUCGUGGCCAACGCCCUGUCUGAGCUGAACCAGGCCGUCUCCUUGGGCUUCAAGUCGCUCACCUGCCUCUUAAUCUUGACUGUCGCAGGCAAGCAUGAAGUCUAUGCAACCCAGCAUGUUGGUGUUUAGCAUGUUGUCUUUUUUUUUUUUUAAGUCUUACGUUAUUGUCAGUUCUUCUUAUUAAUGUUAUUAUUUCACUUGCACACUGCUUGAUUAUUAAAAAAAAACCUUAGAGCAGUUGAUUUUAUUGUUUUAUCUUUUUUUUCUAAACAGCUUGGAGGUGAUUCUUCACAAUUAAGGUGUGCAUAAAUUUUAUGAAAUAAAAAAGAUUUGCAGAACGACAAAAAAUUUACUGGGAGGGAAAACUAGAGGGGGGGAAACAGAAACAGUCUAGUGAGUGGUCAGGGGAUUCCAGGAGUUCCAGGUCCAACACAUACUACUACUACUACUACUACUAUUACUACUAUACUAUUAUUUUAAUUAUACCCCGCCCAUUUGGCUGGGUUGCCCCAGCCCCUCUAUUGUGGCUUCCAACACACACAAUAAUAAUAAUAAUAAACAUCAAACAUUAAUAGUAACAAUCAGAUCCUAUAUAAAAAGUCACAAUAACUUUAAACAACUUAUACCAAAUAAAGCAAGAUGCAAUAAUGAAUUAGAAUCCAAUAGUAAACACUAAAAUUAAACACCAGCAAGUAAUAAUUAGACAGCUGACACUUAUCAAUUACAACAAAGAAUUACUCAUCUAUAAUUGGUGAAAACAAAUCACAAUACAAGAAGAUUGAUAUAUUCCAUCUCUUAAGAGAAAACCAGCCGAUUUUCAGUUUUACCAGCACACCAAGUGAAGUGUAUUUUUCACUCUAUAAGACGCACCAGACCACAAGACGCACCUAGUUUUUGGAGGACGAAAACAAGAAAAAAAAUAUUCUGAAUCUCAGAAGCCAGAAGAGCAAGAGGGAUCGCUGUGCAGUGAAAGCAGCAAUCCCUCUUGCUGUUCUGGCUUCUGGGAUAGCUGCACAGCCUGCAUUCGCUCCAUAAGACACACACACAUUUCCCCUUACUUUUUAGGAGGGGAAAAGUGAGUCUUAUAGAGCAAAAAAUAUGGUAGUUCAUCUUCUUUUUAUCUGGCGCUGAGCCCACAGAGUAGAUGAACUGGAAACCUUGAAGUAUGGCAAGUGAUAUUGAUGUGCACUUUCUCUGCCCUUUAGGCAAUGGGCUCCUAGGCACCCUCUGCCUCUGUGCCAUGAAAGGAAGGAGAUGGAAGCCCACCUUGCUGCGUCUGAGGCAGGGGGCAGAAGUGGGCACCCAGGAAGAACAGGUGGAAGGCUCCAGCCGCUGCCGGCUCACCUCCACGCCUGACAGGUAGGAAGGCGUGGCCAGGAACAGGCGAUGCUGCUGGAUAUUGAAAGGUUGGAUUAAGCAGAGCUUGGGUGGCUGCCUGCCAUGGGUGCUUGAGCUGAGAUUCUUGCAUUGCAGGGGGUUGGGAUGGAUGACCCCAAGGGGUCCCUCCCAGCCCUAAGAUUCUAUGAAACUCUGGAAUACGCAGAUUCUCCGGGCAGAAGAGGGCUGGGGCUCAAUGAUGGAACAGCUGAAGGCCUUUAGAAGGCUCAGUCUCCAUUGUCUCCGAGUAGGGCUGGGCAGUAAAUGCAAAGGGACCCCUGACCAUUAGGUCCAGUCGUGACCGACUCUGGGGUCGCGGCACUCAUCUCGCUUUACUGGCCGAGGGAGCCGGCGUACAGCUUCCGGGUCAUGUGGCCAGCAGGACUAAGCUGCUUCUGGCGAACCAGAGCAGCGCACGGAAACGCCGUUUACCUUCCCGCUGGAGUGGUACCUAUUUAUCUACUUGCACUCUGACGUGCUUUCGAACUGCUAGGUUGGCAGGAGCAGGGACCGAGCAACGGGAGCUCACCCCGUCGCGGGGAUUUGAACCGCGGACCUUCUGAUCAGCAAGCCCUAGGCUCUGUGGUUUAACCCACAGCACCACCCACGUCCCACAGGGCUGGGCAGUGCCCCUGCCUGAAACUGUGGAGAGAUACUACUGAGCUAGAUGCACCAAUGGCCAGACUCAAGAUAAAGCAGCGAGAAAAUGAUUGAUUGGCCUCUCCUCUCCUCUCCGCAGCGAAGGUGAGGUUGGUCUCCUGAAAAGGGAACUGGAGAAGCUGGGAGACUUGAGCUACGCGACAGGUGAGCCGUCCUCAGGUGUGCAGGGCUUUAGGGAGCCAAGAACAAAGGCUUGACGCUGGGGGUGAUGACUUGCAUUCACUGUCCAGAAAGCAGCUCUUCUGCCAACUGUGUUGAUCAGGAAACAUGUUAGAGAAGAGAAUCUGGUUUGUAGCAAAUCUUCCUUUUUUUUUGCUUACAGCAAAGACUGUAGGUGUUGCAGAAUAUAUCCUGUUGUCAUCUGAAUGUGCUUUUAAUAUUCUGUUGGGAGCCCCCCAGAGUGGCUGGGGUAUAAUAAAAUAAUAAUAAUAAUAAUAAUAAUAAUAAUAAUAAUAAUAAUUAAUAAUUUUAUUUUAUCCUGUGACAUGAACUCUAUAUAAUGACUUCUCUAGCCCCAACCUCUGAGGGGUUUUUUUUUUCUGGCUAAGCAGGUAUUUAAAUUCUUCCCCAUCUCUUCAAUGUGUCACAUUGAGCAUCAUGUUUUCCAGUUGUAUAUAAAGCCCUUAGCAACUUAGGAACUCCCUGCUUAUUGAUAUCUUUUUGGUGCCUGCUAAAAGCAUUUUUCUUUAGACAUGCCCACCCAGGUAUUUAGAAAGUUGAUGUGAGUUUUUUUGUCCUAUUGUUGUUUUUGAAGGUCUUGUGUUAUUGCCAUUCAUUUUUCUUACCAAUAAUCUUAUUUCUUUGCAAACUGCUUUGAGGAGUUUGACAAUCAAGCGGUGUAUAAAUCUUAUGAAAUAACUUAAUAAAAUGCAUUUCCAUUCUGGAUUCUGAAGCUUUCAACUUGCAGCACAAAAACGGGUGCUUUCCCUUCCACCUCGAUGAGGACUAGAGGCUUCGCGCUUUAACCUUUGAAGCCGUACUCAGCUGUGUUAGAUAGAUAGAUAAUUUAUUACGGUCGGAGACCAGCUUAUAAAACACACUUGGGGGUACAGUCGCAGAAGGAAAACAAACAAUUAAAACAACGUACAAUGAUAAAUUUGAAAUUUAUAAAUGCCAUAAGCGUAUAGACACUUAAAACUUUGUGUGUUAUGUUUGCUAGCUUUUGCUGGGAAGCUGCGUUUGGUUCCCCCCUCUUCUGAACAGAGAAUACACUGGUCCUUGGAAUUCUGUCGUAAAUGGCAAAGGUAUGUCUCCACCAUUAGCCCCAUCCUAUGCCCAAUAUUUGCAAUCUUUGUGUCGCAGGUGACUCUCACCUGGCGAGUGACUCUCCAAUGAAGGGCGAGAGCAUCUUUCUGGCGGAAGGCACAAUGCAUCCUGCAACGGGCUGGAAGCCUCAGCGAAGCUAUUCCCCUCACCCUAUGAGCCUUCGGCGCCAGAGUCUGACCCGCUCCAGCAGGCAUGAGGUAUUUGGGGAAACUGCUUAGCUGUCUUGUGCUGAAUGUGGGGAGGGAAGAAGUCUGCCUUGGGUGUGUAGUGUUUGGAGAUGUUUCCGGUUCAAAAAACUCACCAACCCUUGAACUUCCGUGGAGUUCCACUUCAAACCCUACUCUGUCCCAUUGUUUUUGGGGACACGAGCAGCUGAGGGAAACAAUCACAAUCUCUUGUGGCAGCGAGUUCCACAGUCCAAGUUGGUGCUACAUUAAUAAUAAUAAUAAUAAUAAUAAUAAUAAUUUAUUUAUACUCUGCUCAUCUGGCUGGGUUUCCCCUGCCACCCUAGGCGGCUUCCAACAAAGAAUUAAAAUACAGUGGUCUGUUAAACAUUAAAAGCUUCCCUAAACAGGGCUGCCUUCAGAUGUCUUCUAAAAGUUUGGUAGUUAUAUUUCUCUUUGACAUCUGGUGAGAGGGCGUUCCACAGGACGAGUGCCACUACCGAGAAGGCCCUUUGCCUGGUUCCCGGUAACUUGGCUUCUCGCAGCGAGGGAACCGCCAGAAGGCCCUUGGCGCUGGACCUCAGUGUCCAGGCAGAAUAAGCACUCCAUUUUGUCAGUUAUAUAAUAAUAAUAAUUUAUUAUUUAUACCCCGCCCAUCUGACUGGGUCUCCCCAGCCACUCUGGGCGGCUUCCAACCAAAUAUCAAAAACAAUACAUUAAAAGCUUCCCUAACAGGGCCGCCUUCAGGUGUCUUUUAAAAGUAAAAUAGUUGUUUAUUGCCUUGACAUCUGGUGGGAGGGCAUUCCACAGGGCAGGCGCCACCACCGAGAAGGCCCUCUGCCUGGUUCCCUGUAUCCUCACUUCUCGCAGCGAGGGAACCGCCAGAAGGCCCUCGGCGCUGGACCUCAGUGUCUGGGCUGGAUGAUGUGGGUGGAGAUGCUUCUUCAGGUAUACUGGACCGAGGCCGUUGUGAAUCUUCCAUCGUUAAGUAAACUUCAGUUGCUGUUGUCGUCAUUCAUUCUAUUUAUAUGUUUUAUCCAAAGAUCCCAGGAAGGUGUACAACAUUAAGAACUUAUUUUAGGUAAAGGUAAAGGGACCCCUGACCAUUAGGUCCAGUCGUGGCCGACUCUGGAGUUGCGGCGCUCAUCUCGCUUUACUGGCCAAGGGAGCCGGCGUACAGCUUCCGGGUCAUGUGGCCAGCAUAACUAAGCCGCUUCUGGCGAACCAGAGCAGCGCACGGAAAUGCCGUUUACCUUCCCGCCGGAGCAGUACCUGUUUAUCUACUUGCACUGGUGUGCUUUCAAACUGCUAGGUUGGCAGGAGGAGGGACUGAGCAACGGGAGCUCACCCCGUCGCGGGGAUUCGAACCGCCGACCUUCUGAUCGGCAAGUCCUAGGUUUAACCCACAGCGCCACCCGCGUCCCACAGAACUUAUUUUACCCAGCAUCAUAAUAAAAAACCACAAUACAGGGCAUAAUAAGAAAGUAUUCAGAACAACACCCACACACAUUUAACAGGCCAUAGAUCAUUGAAUAGCCAAAGGCCUGGGUAAAGAGAAAUACUUUUUCCUGACACCUAAAGACAUGUAACGAUGGUGCCAGGCAAUCCUCUGGGGAGAGCAUCCCACAGAUGGGGAGCCACCACAGAAAAGGCCUGUUGUGAGAGAGGUAGAAAAACCACGUCUUCAGUGAUGGGGAAAGCCAUUUCCUGUCUGUCUCUGUGCAUGCGCAUUAAUAUCUCACUUUUCCUCCAAGGUGUGCUGUGCAUUGUUCCCCUGCUCCCCAUUUUAUGUCCCCAACAACCAUGUGAGGUAGGUUAGGCUGAGAGUUGAGUGACUGGCCCCCAAGGUCACCCAAGUGAGCUUCGUGGCUGAGUGGAGGAUUUGAACCCACAUCUCCUACUCCCAACACUCUUAACUGGUUCUUCUGCCAGAGAUUCUGGAGAGCUGUAUGCAGUCAGAGAAACAUCGCCGGGGUUAGUAAUACAGUGGUACCUCAGGUUACAUACGCUUCAGGUUACAGACUCCACUAAGGCAGAAAUAGUACCUCGGGUUAAGAACUUGCUUCAGGAUGAGAACAGAAAUCGUGCGGAGGCAGUGUGAGGCCCCAUUAGCUAAAGUGGUGCUUCAGGUUAAGAACAGUUUCAGGUUAAGUACAGACCUCUGGAACGAAUUAAGUUCUUAACCUGAGAUACCACUGUAUCGUCUGACUUGGUGUAGCCUCCUGUGUUCUCCUUUGCAAUUUCCCACUCUCUCCAAACACUCUCAUUAAUUUGGCCCUAGCCUUGGGGUAUUUGGGUCGCCUGGCCAUAUGAGUAAUAAUAAUAAUAAUAAUAAUAAUAAUAAUUUAUUUAUAUCCCGCCCUCCCCAGCCAAAGCCAGGUUCAGAGUAGAUGAUUCCCCAAUGCAAAUCUUUCAUUUAAAAAAUAAAUAAAUAAAUCUGCCCACAAAAGGGUUACGCACAAGUUAGGAGCUUCAGUGCCAGAAAUCUGCACGUGCAUGAGUUUGCUCUCUUCCUUGGCCAUAAGGCACCCACCCUCCCAAAGUCUUUUCUCUUCCCAACAGGCCGCUUUGGAGAAAUUCCCCCACCACCGCCUGGACUCAGCCUUCAACUUUCCCAUCUCAAGGACCAGUUCCCCAAACGAGUCCAUGGCCAGCGAUGUGUAAGUAACAAAACCUGACGUGCCCUUUUCUCAGCGGACCGAUACGAUCGACGAGAUCUGUUUCGGGCGUAAUGUCUAAAUGGAGCCUCCACUCUCCGGGGCAGGCUACCUCUGAGUAUCGCACACUGCAGCGUAGCACGAGAAUGUGUGGACGUCCAACAAAGCUGAAUGUUGGGAAGAUUCAGGGUGGAUAAAGGGAAGCACUUCGCCACACAGAUCACAGUUAAACUGUGGAACUCCCUGCCACAGUAGGCGGCGAUGGCCACCAACCUAGAUGGCUUUAAAAGAUUCAACAAAUUCAUGAAGGAGGAAAGGGCUAUGGAUAGUUCCUAGCCACUAUGGCUCUGCCCUCCCUCCACGGUCAGAGGCAGAAAUAAUACUAACACUAAUCAUAAUAAUCAUAAUAAUAAUUUAUUAUUUAUGCCCUGCCCAUCUGGCUGGGCUUCCCCAGCCACUCUGGGCGGCUUCCAACCAAAUAUUAAAAUACAGUAAUACAUCAAACAUUAAAAGCUUCCCUAAACAGGGCUUCCUUCAGAUGUCUUCUAAAAGUCUGGGGGUAGUUGUUGUUCUCUUUGACAUCUGGUGGGAAGAUGUUCCACAGGGCGGGUGCCACUACCGAGAAGGCCCUCUGCCUGGUUUCCUGUAAUCUCGCUUCUCACAGUGAGGGAACCGCCCGAAGGCCCUGGGUGCUGGACCUCAGUGUCCGGGCAGAACAAUGGGGGUGGAGACGCUCCUUCAGGUAUACUGGACCGAGGCUGUUUAGGGCUUUACAGGUCAGCACCAACACUUUGAAUUGUGCUCGGAAACUUACUGGGAGCCAAUGCAGAUCUCUCAGGACUGGUGUUAGGUGGUUUCGGCGGCCACUCCCAGUCACCAGUCUAGAUGCCGCAUUCUGGAUUAAUUGCAGUUUCCGGGUCACCUUCAAAGGUAGCCCCACGUAGAGCGCAUUGCAGUAAUCCAAGCGGAGAUAACCAGAGCAUGCAUCACUCUGGCGAGACAGUCUGCGGGCAGGAAGGGUCUCAUCCUGCAUACCAGAUGGAGCUGGUAGACAGCUGCCCUGGACACAGAAUUGACCUGCGCCUCCAUGGACAACUGUGAGUCCAAAAUGACUCCCAGGCUGUGCACCUCUGAAUCUCUGUUGCAGGAAACCACAUUAAUAUCAGAUAGUUUCUCUAACUGCCCUCUUUAUCACCCAUCUUUCUCUCUGAUAUAUAUUCAUUCCAGGUCCAACUGCUCCCUGACUCCACGCCCACCCUGUCAAGGAGUCACCAGGACCGGACAUCAGUGCAGAAAGAAGGCUGUCCCAGGCCACGUCUUCUGCCACGUCCAUGCUUCUGGUCAGUCCUCCUACACCAGUCAAUCGGGCGCCUGCUUUUAAGGUUCCCAACGGAUGGAUGCUGAGACUCGGCAGAGAUGCUGUUUGUGGGUUCGCUGCUUGGGUACCACCCUUCCUGGUGCUCAAUUUUUGACGAGAGAGGGCCUUCUUUUUAAAAUUACACUUGUUUGCGCUUCUGAAGCUGAACAAACGACAAUCUGAUGUCCCUCUGGAUCCGACUCAACUUGCCCAAGAGAAAACUGGCGUCUGAAGCCCUCCAGAUUAAGAGCACAAACUCCUUCUGUCCUGACUCGUCGGCCUGUGUUGGGUUUAAGGAGCGUGGCUGGAAGGCAAAGCAUUUUAAGGCCAUAGCCACCACCAACUCUUUCCACAAAGGCAGAUCUAAUUGCAUGCAUUGUCCAUCUCUAGCUGCCUUUAGUUCCCACGAUGGUCGUGCUGAACCCAUAAGAACAAUUUUGUCUACUGCCUCGAUCGCAGGUGCUUCUGCAAGGACUUUGAGUGAAAAGUUGUCGCAGACAAUCCAUGUUUCUGCACCGAUUUAUUUUAUGUGAAAGUUGCCAGGUUUACGUUUAAUAAAUGUUUUGACCGAUAGCCUCUGUCUU
Molecule: messenger RNA, 22706 nt
Organism: Podarcis lilfordi (Lilford's wall lizard)
Lineage: Eukaryota; Metazoa; Chordata; Lepidosauria; Squamata; Lacertidae
Source: the annotation of a GenBank genome assembly